This is a messenger RNA of Tachysurus vachellii, 2212 nucleotides long. Its product is annotated as T-cell surface glycoprotein CD3 epsilon chain-like. The coding region runs from base 220 to 792 and encodes 190 amino acids. Gene Ontology annotation, molecular function: transmembrane signaling receptor activity. Gene Ontology annotation, biological process: cell surface receptor signaling pathway; positive thymic T cell selection. Lineage: Eukaryota; Metazoa; Chordata; Actinopteri; Siluriformes; Bagridae. The transcript is spliced from 5 exons. Gene Ontology annotation, cellular component: alpha-beta T cell receptor complex; external side of plasma membrane. The record is from RefSeq and is a predicted model, not a curated record.
AGAGAGAGAGAGAGAGAGAGAGAGAGAGAGAGAGAGAGAUGAAAGUAUAAAUUGUCAGUUAAGAGUAACAAGAGUUAGUUUGAAACCUAAGAUUUUCUUCAAAAGUAAUUCUGUACUGUCGAAGUUUUGAACAUAUUAAGAUAUAUAGAUAUAUAUCUAUAUAAGAUAUAUAUAUAUAUAUAAAAAACUACAAGCUACAGCAAGCUACAAGAAACAAAAAUGAACCAACAUCGAGUGAGCUACGUCUUUUUCUUCUUCGCAAUCGCCACUACCGUUGUGGCUGGGCAAUCCGGAACAGUGAGUAUCAAGGAUCGUACAGUCACAUUGACAUGUCCGGUUAAGGAGGAGGAAAACCAAGAAAACCAAGAAAACCAAGAAGAAGUAAUAGAAUGGAAGAUAGUCAAUUCUGAUAAAAAAGUAGAAGAAACAAGGUAUUAUGCCAUAUCUGAUUACAAUGACAAAAAGGAUGGAUUAUACUCCUGCAAUGUUAAAGGCAAAAAAAACACUCAUUACUUCUACAUCAAAGCUAAAGUGUGCGAUGGGUGUGUUGAUCUGGACAUGAAUUUGGCCUUGGUGGUGGUAUUUGCAGACGUGCUGUUCACACUCAUGGUCGUGUUCACCGUUUAUUACUGCACUAAGAAGAGCGCUGGAACUGCUGGCCCUCAGAGACCAACACAAGCGCGUCAAGUACGAGGUCCGACAAGAGGACCUCCACCUCCUGACCCUGACUAUCAGCCUCUGAACCAGAACACACGUUCGGCCGAUGUUUACGCUACGGCACACCGGCGUUAAUGGACCUACAGUCAGCAGACCAUAAUUACAAUCAUCAUUUCUUUCUUUAAGCUGUAGCUUUUAUUACACAAGCAGGAAAUUCUCACUUAAAGGAAAAAAUCGAAUAAUUCAAACAUUUCUAUCAAUAUGGAGAAAUAAGUACAAGCCAGAAACAUACAUGAACAAGUUCUGAUAUAUACGUUAUAUUUAUAUAACGAGGUAAGAAAAAUUAAGUACAUUUUCAUUUUAAAACUGAAAUCACCACAAACAUGCAUUUAAAUAUAUGAAUAUUCAAUUGAAUUAUAUGAAUAUGAAUAUUCAAAUCAAAUAUUUCAUCUCUUCUGUUAGAAAUAUUUUAGAAAUAAUAGAUUUUGCAAUUCAAAGCAUUUUUUUACCAAACACAUUGAGCAAGAAUGUAUGUUUCUUUCCAUCCUCGAAGUAGCUUUAGAUUUCUUCUUAUUUCUGACUCUUUUUAUGUUUCUCUACACUGUCAGCUGAGAAAAAAUUCAUUGGAAAUGUUUAAUAUACAGUAUUACAAGUUAAGGAUCUGAGUCAAUGUCAUUACUUUCUGGCUUUGUUACGUACGUUCUUCUAAAAACGUACCCACGCUUUUCAGGUCAGUUUUGCGUGCUUUGUUUCACGGAUCUAGAAGACGUAGCGUGGCUUCAUGACUAAAAAAGCGUGUAAUUUUUUUGAGUUUAAAACCAUUUGUUGUAGAUUAUGAUGCUUGUAUAAUAUUUAGGAUGACAGACUAUACAGUCCUGUUGUUCGUCAGUUUUCCAUUUUUAUUUUUAUUCAGUAAAUUUCAUUUUCAUGUUACUGUGAGGUCAUAACAAUGACGAUCACGCUACAGGAUGUCAGAUUAAUUUCCCAGCUUUAUGAUGAACCCUAGCUUUAUAGAAAACUUUUAAAUAGUCUAGUAUUUAUUUGCAUGCCUUGUUUUGUUUUCCGCACAUAUUCUCACAAAUUCUCCAUUGCGCUAAGGAUUAUUAUUGGCUUAGAGUUUUUUUUUAAUCAUUACAACGUUCUUGUGAUAAAGCUACUAGAACAUUCUUUCAAGUAAUAAGCAGAUGCAUAGCAAUAUGGUAUUUCAUUUCUGUGUGUAAAUACGUAUAAACUGUCUGUACGUUCAUGUUUAUUUUUAUCAAAAUGAAAAGACGUUUUGAUGAUUUAGAUCAUUUGAGGAACCGCACUGUAUUUACAAGAAAUGAGCUGGAAAUAUCAGUGUGACUGAUUCUGUGGGAUGUUAGGUUUCUGUUAUAGGACUUGUUUUUAAACACGUCGCUGUUCCGAACCAAUCAGAUGGGCUGACUCAUGGAGAUAUCAACUUUUUUUCCCCCUCAUAUAUAUGCAUGCUGUUCUAUAUCAUACUUUUGUGUUGAGUGUCUUAAAUGAUGUUUUUGUUAUGAAUUUGUAAAAUAAAGUUGCAUCUGCAGUUAAA